Aureobasidium pullulans EXF-150 is the source of this 2118-nucleotide messenger RNA. RefSeq lists its product as uncharacterized. Gene Ontology annotation, biological process: positive regulation of transcription from RNA polymerase II promoter by galactose; DNA-templated transcription. The transcript has 2 exons. The record is from RefSeq and is a predicted model, not a curated record. Gene Ontology annotation, cellular component: nucleus. Gene Ontology annotation, molecular function: zinc ion binding; DNA-binding transcription factor activity, RNA polymerase II-specific; RNA polymerase II cis-regulatory region sequence-specific DNA binding. Bases 1 to 2118 code for a protein of 705 amino acids. Lineage: Eukaryota; Fungi; Ascomycota; Dothideomycetes; Dothideales; Saccotheciaceae.
AUGCCGCCGAAUCGAACAUCUCGGAAGGCGGCAUCCGAAAGAGCCUGCUUGGAGUGUCAGAAGAGGAAAACUAGAUGUGUUGCAGCGGCAGAAGGUGACGCAUGCGCAUACUGUCAAAAGACAGGUAAAACAUGUGCCUUCGAUGGCCCACAUGAGCGAACUCCCUUGACGCGGCGCAAUCUUGAUGCGGCCGAAGCGCAUUGCAGGCAACUAGAGAUGCUGUUGGAAGAACUACAAGGAAAUGCCAACUCUGGUGCCGAACAGACAGAAGCAGAACCAAGCCAAGAGAUUCGCGUCGAACCACGCCGACAACUCAAUGCCGAGGAUCCUCCAUCUGGACCAUACGAAUGGAACGAAGGUUUGGAUGCUGGGACAAACGAUCCAUCGCCAGAUGGUGAAUACUCCCGCGAUGGAAUGGCAUCACUUACUCGUCAAGGCCACGGGGCUGGUUAUCUAGGCAAAAGCUCUGGCUUUGAGAUCUUGCAAUCGGUUUCAUCGCUUCUUCCAUCCGGGGUCAAUGCGACAACUCGUAGUACUGGAUUCGACGCUGGAGUCUCACCAACUGCUGCGAAUCCCGGCAUCUUUGCAAGCAUGAGCAAUCAAUCUCUGGCCACAUCUUCCAUCCAGGAGCAAUUGAUCACAGCCUACUUUCUGGGGUACAAUGCCUACUAUCCUAUCCUGCACGAAGGCACAUUUCGAAAACAGUACGCAGCACGGAAGCAAAUGUCUCCCAGGUCAACGUGGCACAUCACGUACUACAUGGUGCUUGCCGUCGGUGAGUGGGUGUCAGGCUACAGCAGUGAGGAGAAUUCGAUAUACUACGAGGCUGCACGAUCGAGAAUCAGUCCGGAGGUCUUGGAGUCUGGCUCGCUAAACAAUGUCCAAGCGUUUCUGCUACUGGGCAACUACCUGCAGAAGCGUGACAGACCAAACACAGGAUACAACUACAUUGGAAUAGCGCUGAGGAUGGCGCUUGGCCUGGCACUACACCUCGAACUACCUCCAAGCGCAGGCGUCAAGCCGUUCGAUUCUCACCGCAGGCGAAUUCUCUUCUGGAUACUUUGCUGUUUCGACUGCUGGUUCAACAUCACAACUGGUAGACCAACUCUCAUUCCAGACUCCUUUGUCGAUAUUCGUGUUCCGUCAAACGUGGACGAGUCAGGGCUUGAUUCCGCGUCGACUGUUGUUGGGGAGGUUUCAUAUCCGACCACUUCGUCGACUGUGAUCGCUCUGGCAAGACUUACGAAGAUCGCCAACCGAGUAUUUACCCAAUUCAUGUGCGUCAGUCCAUCUUCAGAUAUUGAUCACCAGACCUCCGUCAUGGAGCACAUGAUUCAUACCUGGCAUACUUCAUUGCCGCCAUACUUUUUCGACUCUAACGUCCCUUCUUGGUUCCUGGGUCCGCGACAGAUCGUGCUGUGGAAAGAGUCGAAUCUCCUGAUACUGCUACUCUUAUCGAGUCAACGGCAUCACAAAGACGAGCACGAGAAGCUGUCACUCGGAGCAAGGUGUCAGUCUGUGUCAGCGAAUGUGAUUUCUGGCAUCGCUUCAUUCUGCCAGACGUAUGCUCAAAUUCUCCAUUGUGGAUUAAGCUGGUAUGCUGUGUAUUUUACUUUGCAAGCAACACUUUCGUACAGCGCACAAUACAUCUUCAAACGUCGCUUGUCUAUUCACACGCAAGAGGAAUAUCAGGAUCACGAAACUAUCAUUGGUCAAGCUUGUCAAUGUCUCCAAAGCUUGAUCAGCACAAGCAGUGCAGCAGCGCGUUCUCUUCAGAUUGUACUGCGACUGCGAGAGAUGCUCAGACAGGCUGCAGGUGCUCAAACUGGAGGCACAGAAACCGAUCAUUUCGGUGCUCAGAACGAGCAGCAUGCAGUACCAGGCGGGCAGGCAGGAGAGCUAGAUCAUCGACAUGAGCUUUCUUUGCAGAUGGCACAGGGAUUCCAGGAUGGCGUCUUCCAACCAAGUCCUUCGAACGUCGGCUCUUACCAACCAUUCGAUUCUUACGGCAUCGCUGAACUUGUGCUCAAUGAAUGGAGUCUUGCUGCAGAUCCGUCACUACAAGCACUUUUCGACGGCAUGAACGACGUUGGUCAUCCUUUCCAGAUCACAGAAUAG